AUCUAUCUAUCUAUCUAUCUAUCUAUCUAUCUAUCUAUCGUCAGAAGUUUGAUGCAUAAUGAUGUGUUUUGUUCAGAACUUUUUCCAUUCUUCCGUUCUAAAAACAAUCUGUCAUAUUUCUCGACUUUAAUUAUACAGAUAUCACAGCACACCGUAUAUUACAAUAAUAUCGAUGUAUAAUAUCUGGUUUUGUGUAUUCAGUUAUUUUUCACAAAAAUGUGUAAAUAAACAAAUAAAUACAUAAAUAAGUUAAUUAAUUAAUUUACAAAGUUUUAUACAUUUCGGUGUAAACGUAUUACAAGUUGGUCUACUGGCUAUUUUAUGUGUAGUAUUCUGGAAGAUUUGUCAUUUUAAUGUCUUUUUCAUGUAUUUAGAAAAUGAAACAUAAUAUUUAGACGUAAGUAUACAUGCAGUUCUAUUAAUAAUCAGCAUAUAUGAGAUGUUUUUGAAAACUAUAUUUUUUUGUUUAAAACUCAAAAAUAUCAUGUUGCAUGUUUUGUGUCAGCAUACUGGUAAAACAUUUGUGGAAAUCUAUAUAUAUAUAUAUAUAUUAAAAUGAGUAAAGUAGAUGUAUUUUUAUCCUCUCAAGUACUUGUGGGAUUAUAUUUUUCUUGUUCCUUAACAAGCAUACACCUAAUGUUUACUGCAGGAUUGGUAGCCGUUUAACAUGUGUAGAAAGAGACUAAUGCGCAUAUGUUUGCAUAUCAGAGUUCAGAACUAAUGAUGUUUCUGCUUUGGAAUGGAGUGUCCCAUUUGUCAGCUGAAUGUUUCACUCACCACCUGAGUUAAGUGUCAAGGCAUGGGGUUGGAGGCAUGCGGGAUACUCCACCUUAAUAUAUCAUCAGUGGCUGGAAGCUCACCGAUAUAAACGUGUUUGCUUUAUUGGAAACAUUUACUGUUUGUGAAAACUUUAAAGCAAAGACUCCCGUGACAAGCUGACCUCAUGAGGUCAACUCAACCACAACUUCAGCCUCUUCUGUCCAAUCACAGAGCUCCUCCUACUUCCUAAUGUCCGGGUCCUGAACCAAUCAUUGCGCCCAGCUCCCUCUGGGAGUCAGAGGGGAUAGCGUCCACAGAUAAAAAUCUUUGACCAUCAUCCAUCCUCUCAGAGCAUCUUUCUUAUCCUCCGAGGAACCGUCCGAAACCCGGAGUGUCGAUUCCAAACUCUCCCGAUUGGGAUAACAUUAGGCAACAUCUUUGAGGCCCGGGUUCACUUUUCUUCCCCAACUGUGGCAACCUGUUACUCAGGAAUCCAGACGACGGCAAAGGGUAAAUGAAACAAAACUGACAAAAGGUAAUUGCUGGAUUUAAAAAAAAAAGAAAAAAGGCGCAUCGCAGACAGCUUAUCCAGAUCGGAGGGAACAUGACGGCGCUGGCAGGAGGUUUACCGAGAAUGAUGAGACCGACUCCUCACCAGAACUACCCGCGUGGAGGAUACUCUUUGGAAGUUUCCACUCCGUUAGGACAGGGUCGGGUCAACCAGCUCGGAGGAGUCUUCAUAAACGGCAGACCUCUCCCCAACCACAUUCGCCACAAAAUCGUAGAGAUGGCCCACCACGGAGUCCGGCCGUGCGUCAUCUCCCGGCAGCUGAGGGUGUCCCACGGUUGCGUCUCCAAAAUUCUGUGCCGGUACCAGGAGACUGGCUCGAUCAGGCCGGGAGCAAUCGGAGGCAGCAAACCAAAGCAAAGUGCCUGCCCAGAAGUGGACAAGAAGAUCGAGGAGUACAAGAGAGAAAAUCCCGGCAUGUUCAGCUGGGAAAUCAGGGACAAACUACUGAAAGAUGGAAUCUGCGACAGGAACAAUGUCCCCUCAGUGAGCGCCAUCAGCCGCGUCAUGCGUUCCAAAUUUGGCGGAGUUGGUGAGGACGAGGAGGAGGACGAUGAGAUGGUGAAGAGGACGCUGGAGGAGAGCGAGCCCCGGACAAAACACAGCAUCGAUGGCAUCCUGGGAGACAGAUCGAGCCACUCAGAUGAGGCUUCAGACGUGGACUCUGAGCCAGGCCUGCCGUUAAAGAGGAAGCAGCGCCGCAGUCGGACGACCUUCACAGCAGAGCAGCUGGAGGAACUGGAGAGGGCCUUUGAACGUACACACUACCCAGACAUCUACACGCGAGAGGAGCUGGCUCAGAGGGCCAAACUGACAGAAGCUCGAGUUCAGGUGUGGUUCAGCAACAGAAGAGCUCGAUGGAGGAAACAAGCAGGAGCUAAUCAGCUAAUGGCUUUUAAUCACCUCAUACCAGGUGGUUUCCCUCCGUCAGCCAUGCCAGGCCUGCAGCCUUAUCAGCUGUCAGACAGUCCCUACCCUCCAACCUCUAUAGCCCAAGCCUCUGAACAGCUAAGUACAGUCCAUCGGCCUCAGCCUCUGCCGCCCACCUCCGUGCACCAGAGCGCGCUCAGCUCAUCCGCAGCUUCCCAAGACGGAGGCUCAGGAUAUUGCCUUUCCUCUGGAAGGCACAACUUCUCAGGAUACUCGGACAGCUUUGUGCCCCCGACAGGACAUGGCAACACUGUUAAUCCCAGCAUCAGCAACGCCAUCUCUCCACAGGUGAUGGGCUUGCUGAACCCGAGUGGAGUGCCGCAUCAGUCCCAGAGUGACUUUGCCCUCUCCCCUCUCACAGGAGGCCUUGAGCCUAACGGAGCCAUUUCUGCUAGCUGUCAUGGCUCUCAGCGCUUGGAGGCCCUUCCAAGCCUGAGCAGCAUGCCCACCCUACCAAGUACACAGUCUUACUGCCCACCUUCUUACACCUCCCCAGCCUACGCUGUCGACCACCAUCCUAGCUACCAGUAUGGACAGUACGGACAGAGCAAGGUGCCUUUCAUUAUAUGAAGCCCCGACAUGGCCUAUGCAGGAAGCUCAUAUGGAUACGCUGGCAUUCCUACCCGGAGAGAGACGCCACCCACUGCCUUUGCCAACUUCUCCAGCCCUAGGGACAGCAAGACCAGCAGCGUGGGAGGUGACAGGGUUUAUUUGGUUUGACUUCAGCAAGAAGCAGAGACACUUUGGAUGGUUGUGUAGUGAUGGAAAUGAAGAAAUUUCACUGUAAUAAUUAAAGACUGUAGGCAAUGCCCCACCCCCACAACCUCAUGCCCACCAUGCCAGGCUGAAAGGACCAAGACAUUUUUUUUUCUAUUUUUUUCUGAAAAAAAUAGGGAGUGGAACUUUGUGUAUGAACUGAAUGUUCAAGACUUCGUAUUUGGAUCGUACAGUAAGGCGGAGAUAUAAUGUGGACUUUUCCAGCCCCAGGUGCCUCUGUGGUCUUUUGUGGUUGAAGGUUAGACAGCUUGGUGAUAGCGUGCUCAGCUGUAAUACUGAUCUCAGAAUGUCUUCAUGACAAAGUCUUACUGUAUAUUGACGAGGCUCAUGCAUAUGUAGUUUGACAUAAACAUGUGGCUGCGUUUGGAAAUCCAGCAAGAAAGCAUGAACUGAAGCUAAGUGGUGUCAGUGCAACCCAAAGAAAGUGCAAUACAUUCAUACCUCAUGUGCUGUAAAUGAACACGGAUCGAGGAUCUCCAGUUAUAUCCUUGAUUAGCUAUCUCUUUUUUGGUGUUAUAAAAUUUUGGGUGAGUGCAUUUAUCAGUCAGGGGAACUUAUCAAGCAAUGCAUAGAAGUCAGUGUAGUCAUACAGUCUUUUGCCAAAAAAUAUAUUAAAAGACUUUACCAGUGAGUACAAUAUUCAUCUUGACUGUUCAUUUUUGUUGUCGCUUUGCAUGUUUUAGUUGUUUUCAGGAUCUCAUCAAUUUGUAGGUGCCCUCCUUAUUUAUUAAAUGUUGCUCAAUUGUGUUUUUUGUUUUUAAAGGAAUUUUUCUACAACUGCUCCACUGUGCUUAAGUCUUACAUACGGUUCCUUAUUCCCUUUCUUUUGUAUGAUUUUUUUAAAUUUACAACUGUGUGAUUUUUGUUUUUUGUUGUUGUUGUAAGACGUUUUGUGUAAAGCAUAGCACUAUUUCUAUUUAUAAUAAACAACGUGCAAAAUA
Xiphophorus couchianus (Monterrey platyfish) is the source of this 3975-nucleotide messenger RNA. It is a transcript of the gene pax3a, whose product is annotated as paired box 3a. Bases 1364 to 2827 code for a protein of 487 amino acids. The record is from RefSeq and is a predicted model, not a curated record. Gene Ontology annotation, molecular function: RNA polymerase II cis-regulatory region sequence-specific DNA binding; DNA-binding transcription factor activity, RNA polymerase II-specific. Lineage: Eukaryota; Metazoa; Chordata; Actinopteri; Cyprinodontiformes; Poeciliidae. The transcript has 9 exons. Gene Ontology annotation, biological process: anatomical structure development; regulation of transcription by RNA polymerase II.